Hyaena hyaena (striped hyena) is the source of this 3946-nucleotide messenger RNA. It is a transcript of the gene PARVB, whose product is annotated as parvin beta. Gene Ontology annotation, molecular function: actin binding. Gene Ontology annotation, cellular component: cytoplasm; actin cytoskeleton; lamellipodium. The transcript is spliced from 13 exons. The coding region runs from base 47 to 1144 and encodes 365 amino acids. The record is from RefSeq and is a predicted model, not a curated record. Lineage: Eukaryota; Metazoa; Chordata; Mammalia; Carnivora; Hyaenidae. Gene Ontology annotation, biological process: substrate adhesion-dependent cell spreading; lamellipodium assembly; actin cytoskeleton organization.
CGGCGACCCGGGCGGCUCCCACUCGCGCUGCGCCCGCCGGCGGCCCAUGUCGUCCGCGCCGCGGCGCUCGCCCCCCCCGCGGCCCCCCAGGAUGAAGAAGGACGAGUCGUUCCUGGGCAAGCUCGGCGGCACGCUGGCGAGGAAGAAGAAGGCCAGGGAGGUGAGUGACCUGCAGGAGGAAGGCAGACAUGCCAUCAACGCGCCGAUGUCCCCUGCCUCGGCGGAUGUCCACCCUGAAGACACCCUGCUCGAGGAGAAUGAGGAACGCACGAUGAUCGACCCCAUGUCCAAGGACGACCCCAAGUUCAAGGAGCUGGUCAAGGUCCUCAUCGACUGGAUCAACGACGUGCUGGUGGAGGAGAGGAUCAUCGUGAAGCAGCUGGAGGAAGACCUGUACGACGGCCAGGUGCUGCAGAAACUCCUGGAGAAGCUGGCGGGCUGCAAGCUGAACGUGGCAGAGGUGACGCAGUCCGAGGUAGGGCAGAAGCAGAAGCUGCAGACGGUGCUGGACGCCGUGCAAGGCCUGCUGCGGCCCCACGGCUGGCCGCUCCGGUGGGCCGUCGGCUCGAUUCACGGGAAGAACCUGGUGGCCAUCCUUCACCUCCUCGUGUCCUUGGCCAUGCACUUCCGGGCCCCGAUCCGCCUCCCUGAGCACGUGUCCGUGCAGGUGGUGGUGGUGCGGAAGCGGGAAGGUCUGCUGCACUCCAGCCACGUCACGGAAGAGCUGACCACGACAACCGAGAUGAUGAUGGGUCGCUUUGAGCGGGACGCCUUCGACACCCUGUUCGAUCACGCCCCGGACAAGCUCAGCGUGGUCAAGAAGUCUCUCAUCACGUUUGUGAACAAGCACUUGAACAAGCUGAAUUUGGAGGUGACGGAACUGGAGACCCAGUUUGCAGACGGCGUGUACCUCAUCCUGCUCAUGGGCCUCCUGGAGGACUACUUCGUCCCCCUCCACCACUUCUACCUGACCCCCGACAGCUUCGACCAGAAGGUUCACAAUGUGGCGUUUGCCUUUGAGCUGAUGCUGGACGGAGGCCUCAAGACCCCCAAGGCUCGCCCUGAAGAUGUGGUGAACCUGGAUCUCAAAUCCACCCUGAGGGUCCUUUACAACCUGUUCACCAAGUACAAGAACCUAGACUGACCUCAGCGAGCAGCGGAAACCUCGGCGGGGGCGGGGGCAAGGGGGGGGGCCCGGCCAGCUUCCCCUCCGAGCCGGCCUUACCCCACCCCUACCCCACCCCACCCUCCCUCCCUCGUGUAAUUCCCAUAGCUCCCCGCGGGGAGGACCCCGGGACAUGCGGGCUCUGCCGGCGCCCUGGUCACACCCACACCCCCAGCCCACCGGGGGGGCCGCCCUGCAGAUCUCUGCACCCCGCGGCCACCCACCCCGGGCGCUAAGCACAUCAGUAGCGCUGCCCGAGCAGUGACUCACUGGAGUGACGUGGGGCGCUCUCCUCGGAAGCGAGGCCUUUUCAGCACAAAGCAUUUUAUAGUUUUAAAAGCUGCUUCUAAAGUCCCCGAAGCUUUCGAUGGGACAGGAGGGCCCGAGCCACGUUGUGCUUCUUGACCGGUGUUCUUUCAUUUACUUUUUGCACAAACAUCUAAGACCCGGCUGACCCGGCCGCCGUGGCGCGGGAGGAAGGAUUUGCUGAGGCUAUUUCUGUAUUUCUUUUCUUCUUCUUUUUCUUUUCUGUGACAGCCAAAUGGGCUGUGUCAGGAACUACAUCAAAAAUAUUGCUCGAUCCAUCUCAGAGGCCCUGUUUGGGAAUGCGUGCGUUUUUUAAACUUCUGGAAGGGGGAGUCUGUCAGCUUGCCGGGGGGGCUUCCGGGACAAAGUGCCACAGGCCUAGGCAGCAGAGAGGGGUGGUCCCAGCCCUGGAGGCCACAAGUAGCACCCGGGUGUGGGCUUACGGAUGGCCGUCUCCCGUGUCCUCAUGUGGUCGUCCCUGUGUCAGGUCGUCUGUCCCGGUCUCCUCUCCUGAGGACACCAGACAUCGUAGAUGAGGGCCCCCCACGCGACCUCGUUUUCACGUACUCACCUCUGCGAAGACCCGUCUCCGGGUACAGCAACAUUCUGAGGCGCUCGGGGUGACAGCUUCGACAUAGGGAUUCGGGGGGACACCGUUCAGCCCUCAGUGGGGGGUAUGAAGUGCUCCCCCCUCCUGAGUGUGGCUCUCUAGAACCCUGCUGGCGUCUCCCGCGGGUCACUCAGGGCCACCCGCCCUCUCCCCCGCUCGCCGUGGCUCAGGAGAGAAAUAGGGCCUCCCCGCAGGGUUCCAGGCGGCACCUGCGCUGCUCACCCCACGCCUGGGGCCCCACACGUCAGCCUCCGUCCUGGGCUCUCAGCAUUUGCCGCCCAGCGGGUCGGGCCUGCCUCUUCUCUUAGGUUGUCUGUCCCCGCUGUCGAUGGGCGCCCUUGAGCCGGUUUGUUGAUACUAAAUCGAACACCGGCGCUCACGACGCCGGAAACGGCUUACUGCUCCGGCUCAGGCCCGCCACUACCCGGCUGUGCCGAUGGAGGGGGUCCCAGAGGGGGAAAGAAAGAAUUAAAACGGUGUUACUCCGUUUCCUACGGGAUACGGUGACAUUGAAGACUCACACUGACAGAAUAGCCAAGGCUGGAAGGUUCUGUGCUGACUUCAUUACCCGUGUUGGCUCCCAGCAACCCGGAGCCGCGGAGGCCGGUCGUCGGCCUCUUUCACAGGUGGGCUUGGCGAGGGCGUGCUGAUCCCUGGGGACCCCGUUCUCCCGGGCAGCGAGCCCGCUUCAAGCCCCCCUGCUCCCGGUCAGAGGGUAAGAGGGGUGCUGAGAUACGGGUCAACUGUAAACAGGCACGUUGGCCUCACGGUGCUGACUGCACUGUUCCAGCAAAAGAGGUCAUCUCUCCAGACUGGUUUUAUUCAAGCUGGAUCAGAGCUGUGCCUUCCGCACCCCUGUGACGGGCCAUUGCGCUGUAUGCAUCUCCUUUCCCUCCCCUUCCUUGUCCAGUGCGAGUCAGAGUUGAAAGCGUGGCCUGGACAUUCGCAUGGAGGGAGCAGUUGUGAGACAGAGGAGGGCCGACUCUGGGGACGGUCCCUCCUCCCCUGAUCAGCUCCAUUGGCCCAGCCUCCAUAGUUGUCAGGGUGUGAGUUUCAGGGUCUGCCAUGCCAGGGUAUCUUCUUGGGGUGACUUGAGCAGCAGAAGCCACUUUCCUUAAUCCCAGAAAGUUCUAGAACCCUUUCUCAAGUGACCCACAUUUUCAGCAAAUUGUGCUUCCAUGAAGGGGCGGGGGGGCCCUCCCACAGGAACUAAAUCAAAAGCAGCAGAAGCAACUUUCCUUAAUCCUGGAAGCUUCUAGAAAGCUUCCUCAGGUGACCCACAUUUUCGGUGAAUUGUAUUUCCAUGCAGGGGGUGCCCCCCAGAGAAAUUAAGUCAAAGCCAGAUCCUUUGUGCCCAAGUGGCAAUGCCUCAGGGUCCACGGGUGCCCGAGUGUAGUGUCGGGCAGGGGUCGUGAGAAGGUCACCUUUAAUCCUUCUCCGAGUGGCUUUCAUUUGCAUCCUCCACUGGCCACGGGGAGGCUGCCUGCAGCUUCGUUUUCCCUGUGACAACUGUAGGGUGUCAUGCACGCCGAGGCCCCCGUGUGCCCCAAUGUCCUCACCACGUGUGACAAAGAGCUGUGUUUUAAAGGAACCGAAUGCCUUUUUCACCCCCUUUGUCUUUUUAAUUGUUCUGAGCGGUGUCUAUCUUGGAUUUCUGGAUACUAAAGAAAAGCCACUAAACCCUGGCUGUGUUUUGACGCCACCCGCCCGGCUGAGGCUUUUCCUGAGGGCCGCCCGCCAGCCCGCCCCGCUGCCAACCUGACCUCUUCCUAAGCCGGAGACUCGGGCGGGAAAGUGCCGUGCGGAGCAAACAGUGUGCUGUUAUUUAUUCCAAUAAAGAGCUCGAGAGCAUGGAGCUGUCCCCA